AUGGGCAAGCCGUUCUGCCCGGAGGGCGGACGCUACAUGCUAGAUGCGCACAAACCACCAAGCUAUUUCGAUGUGGCACCCAAGUUGUACGAAGCACACCCACCGCCUGGUUCUUAUGAUGCCAAAGGUGCUGUGGAGUUCAAGGCGGUUGGUCAGGUUGUGUACCGAUACGAGAGUGCUACCAGCUCGGAGACCAAAGAGAUGGUUGCCAAGGCGGUUGGUUCGGCUGAUGAGGUCCCCGGUCCUGGGCAGUACACGCUGCCUGACCCGCGGCCACUGGCACCGCCACCUGCGCUGAAGGGCCGGACUCUUCCGUACAGCAUGCCUCAUCCCUACGCCUACAACUGCGCUCCGGACCACACUAGGAGUUUUCUUGAACCUGUCCGGCGGCGGAACAAUGCUGACAAGAUUUUCGGAAACGGCUGGCGACAGGGAGCUGCACGACGACAGGGUGAGAAGAAAUCGGAGCCGGCGAAGCUUGAGGAGCUGCCCGAGGGCGUAGGUGACGAGAAGGCUGAGGAGGAUGGCAUUGUUCAGUGGAGGUCUGGUGGCUUCUCGCUUCUGAAAUCGCGCUCAGCAGGCGCAGUCAGAGCUCCGGAAAUCGACUCUGAAAUCCUGGAGGGCGUUGGCAAAUUCUACCCGCCCUUGGCCCAGGCGCAUCAGCGCUGCAAUUCUCAGUUUCUGCCUAUGUCCUCCAGGAGGACAGAGUCAGUUCGCACUCGCGGUGCUUCAGAGGAGCAUCAGCGUCUGGGGCAGGGCAAAUGGAAGCUCUCCAAGGUUUUGCAGGGCAUCGAGACCGCGACGAGCGCGGCAUUGGAGCCGCUGGACGUCGACAAGCUCAAGCAGAAUGCAAUGAAGGGCCUCCGGGACAAGGCCAUCAACCGCAUGAAGCUGCAGGGUGUCAGCAAGGAUCAGCAGGAGGUGAUCCUCGAAGAGAUGGAUGCACUGCUGCGGGAAAGAUCCGAAAGAGCCAAGGCGAGCGGGCAAGAUGAGAGUCAAGAGCUAAUCGACAGUGAAGAGGCGGCGCUGAUGACUCCAAGCGAGUGCUGUGGAGGCAUCAAGAAUAUUGACUGGCUCAUAUCGUUGAGGCAUAGCCGGGUGAAGGGCAGCGGUGUUCGACAGGUCAGUGCUUGCAUGUCUACAUUGGUUUGCUCCAUUUCUGGCACUGCUCCUGAGCAUCCAGUUUUCUCGCCCAAAACUGGGCAGAUCUAUGAAAAGCGCCUCAUCGAGAAGCAGAUUGCUGACACUGGGCGAUGUCCAGUCACCAAAGAGGAGCUACAGCAGGAGGAUUUGUGCGAGAUGAAGGUCAACAAAGUGGUGAAGCCACGGCCGGCAUCAGCAACCUCCAUUCCGGGCAUGCUGACAAUGCUACAGAGUGAGUGGGAUGCACUCAUGUCUGAAACUUAUGAGCUCAAGACGAACCUUGAUACCACGCGCAAGCAGCUCUCCCAUGCGCUGUACCAGCACGACGCCGCCUGCCGAGUGAUUGCACGACUCUUGCGAGAAAGAGAUGCAGCUCGGGCGCAGGUGGCCCAACUUCAAGAUCAGCUGAGCAACUCCAUGCCCACCAAGGGCGGUGUUGCACAAGAAGAGGGAGAAACCGGCCUCACAGCGCAGAUCAUUCAGAAGAUGGAGGACUUGGCCAAGAACCUGGCGAAGACGCGCAAGCAGCGCAACUUUCCGGACCUUUGUCCGCUGGACGAGGUGAAGAGGCUUCAGUCUGUCACCAGCCAGUCGCUCCACCAGUCAACAGCACCCGGUGUGCUCUGUGUGGACGUCCACAAGGCAGAUGCAAAUCGAGUCGUCACAGGCGGAGUUGAUUCCCAGGUCGUCCUCUUCAAUGCGCAGAAGGGAAAGCUAGCGCAGAAGAUGGUGGGACAUUCCAAAAAGGUUACUUCUGUCAAGCUCCAUCCGGACAAGGACGUCAUUCUGUCGGCAUCGCAAGAUGCCACUGCAAAAGUUUGGACCUGCAGCGGAACAGACUGGUCCAGCCAGUACAACUGCUUGCACACCGUUCACAAGCACAGUGCAGAAGUCACGGAUGUCGGAAUUCAUCCAUUGGGCGAGUACUUCCUCACGUCGUCCUUGGACAAGUCCUGGGCAAUCCACGACUUUGCCACCGGCAAAUGCGUGCGACACAAGCAGGAUUUGGAGUCUGCUUACAACUGCAUGAGCUUCCACCCCGAUGGCCUGAUUCUUGCCGGCGGAACCGAGGACAAGGCUGUUGUUGUGUGGGAUGUCAAGGAGCAGGCAACCGUGGCAAAUCUACCGGCCGAGGAUGCGAUCCAGGCCUUGACCUUCUCGGGCAAUGGCUAUUACCUGGCAUCUGGGUCCAGAGAUGGGGUGGUGAAGUUGUGGGACUUGCGCAAGCCUCUGAACAUCUGCACGCUCAAGGUGGAAGGUGGAGUGAACUCCCUGUGCUUUGAUGCGACCGGGCAGUACUUGGCAGUGGCUAGCAGCAUCGUGCAGGUCUUCAACUUUGCAACAAAGACGACGCUCACGGAGUCUGUUGCGCUGAAGGAUCACAGGGAUGCGGUGAUGGGUCUUUGUUGGGGUCCCAAUGCUAAGACGCUCGCUACGGCUUCUAUGGAUCAGUCAAUGAAGAUCUACGCACCGAAAUGA
This is a messenger RNA of Effrenium voratum, 2622 nucleotides long. The record is from the annotation of a GenBank genome assembly. Lineage: Eukaryota; Dinophyceae; Suessiales; Symbiodiniaceae.